GGGAGGGAGGGUUAGACGUAGAGAGCGAGAGCGAGAGAGAGACUGGGCUAAGUGGACAGACCUCACGUUGAGCUCAGAUGAACCUCGGCAUCCUUUCCCACGUUGGAUCAUUUCAGCCCCGUUAAACCAGAGGACCACCGGAGCAAAACCGCAAACACACGGUAAGCUCUUCUCAUAAUUGACUUUUUUCCCUAAAUCUUCAAAAUUCAGUAGUUGACACAGACAAGUUUCCAGCCUUCGGCUCAGCUCAGCUCUCCACUUUAUCGUCCAAAUUCUCGGGGUUUUUUGGAGGCUUUUAACCGGGUCGAGGCGGUUUCCAACUGUUUCUCUGUCAGUUUGAAGCUGUUUGUAGUAGAUAUCUGCGAGCUGUUUAGGUGAAAUAAUGGUGGGCUGAGAGAAGGGUCUGGAAAAGCAGACAAUUAUUUUGGGUGACUGAACUGAGCGCCAAGCUUUGACAGAUGGUACGGAUGACGCCGUGCUUCCCCUCUUAAUUUCCCGGCUAGGUGAUCCUCUGCAGCAUGUGCACUGCAUGGGAAUAUGUGAGUAAAGAAGCCGAAAUGAAGACAAACACCAGGGAGAGGGGCGGAAGAACUGAAGCAGGGGCAGGACGAAGGCAUGCUGGAAAUAAACCAUCAUAAAAACUGGCAGCUGAUCAGCUCUUUGUCAGCCAUUUCACAAGACAAACCGAUCGGUGAACCUCAGCAAUGGCAGCACAUGUUGUGCUUCUUUUUCUUUUAUUCUGCAAAGGGGAAAGACACGGCGUCUCAGAGGCUGUCGGCCUUUCAGAGGAAGAUCCGGAUUCUCAAGUAAUAUCAGACAAAAAGCAACAAGUUUUACAUCAUCCAAAGUCCCUGGACAAAAUUUUUAUUGGAAUCAAAGAAUUGGAAAGCCAUGUACAGGCUUCAGAGAGUGAUGUAAGAACUCUGCCAAAUGUGGCUUUUCAACUAAAUGACGGCAAAGCUAAUGAUUCUGACUUUAAGAGCAAUGCAGCAAAGCAAAUCGACAUGAGACUUAAACCUCCAGAUUCUUCUGCCAAACCUCUUAUACCUAAACAUAGCUCUGAACUCAGUGUGAACCGUGAGAAAAGGAACAAUUUGACUAAUGAAGAGGUUGAAGGUGUAAUUAAUGAUCACAGUCUAGUGCCAAGCUCAGAGGAGGAGUACGUUCUCCAGCCUCAACUCUAUUUGGAGACAGGUGUCGGUGACGUUCAGCCUGAGAGGCUACGGGGCCUCUCUAAAUGGGUCACAGAGUCUGAACAUAGUCAGUCAGAGCCUUACCUGCUGCCACACUCUCGCCGCCGUAGGAGCUGGCUCUGGAACCAGUUCUUUGUGAUUGAGGAGUACAGAGGGCCUGAGCCUGUGCUCAUUGGACGGCUGCACACGGAUAUGGACAAAGGAGAUGGAAGCACUAAAUACAUGUUGGAGGGAGAGGGAGUGGGCUCUGUGUUUGUGAUCGACAGCAAGACGGGCAACAUACAUGUCACCAAGUCUCUGGACCGAGAGGAGAAAGACGAGUAUCGUCUCGUCGCGACUGCUACAGACCGCGAAACUGGCCGAGCCCUGGAGCCGUCCUCUGAGUUCAUCAUCAGAGUUCAGGACAUCAACGACAACCCACCUGUCUUCCCCAAUGAACCUUAUGUUGCCAUGGUGCCGGAGAUGGCCAACAUAGGCACGUCAAUAAUCCAGGUCACAGCCAGAGAUGCUGACGAUCCAACAUAUGGGAACAGCGCUCGGCUGGUGUAUGCCAUUACUCACGGCCAGGACUUUUUCUCUGUGGACCCUCAGACAGGCAUUUUGCGGACGGCGGUACCUGACAUGGACAGAGAGACUCAGGAUGAGUAUCUGGUCGUCCUCCAGGCCAAAGACAUGGGGGGCCAUCUUGGUGGAUUAUCGGGAACUACGACCGUCACAGUGAGGCUGAGCGAUGUCAACGACAAUCCACCUCACUUUAGAAGGAGUGCGUGGUCCUUCUCUGUAUCAGAGCUGGCGGCACCAGGUGUGGAGGUGGGCCGUCUCACCGCCACUGAUCCUGAUCUGGGAGAAAAUGCACAGCUGGAGUUUACCAUCCUGGACACUGAGGAGGCUGAAAUAUUCAACGUAACUAGAAGAGACAAAGAGGCUGUCAUUGUGCUGAACAAGAUCCUGGAUUAUGAAACACGUAAUUCGUAUACUUUCUCAGUGGAAGUGACAAACCCUAUAGUGGAUCCCCGAUACAUAAGAAAAGGUCCCUUUAAGGACCAGGCAACAGUCCGGGUCAUGGUCCUUAAUGCUGAUGAGCCACCGCGAUUCUCCCAGGCUCUGUACCAUCUGGAUGUUUCUGAGAACUGCCCCCCUGUCUGCUCUGUCGGUCGGGUCUACGCUGUGGACCCAGAUACAGGACAAAGCACCAACAUUAGGUACUCCAUCGAUCCCCAGUCAGACCCCGAGGCUCUGUUCCGCAUCGCCUCUGACACUGGCUUUAUCAACACUGUGAUGGAGCUGGACCGUGAGCAGGAGCAGUGGCAUAAUAUCACUGUCAUCGCCACACAGAGGGACAACCCAAAUCUUGUGUCAAGGGUUGUGGUUGCCAUAGAGACACUAGACCAGAAUGACAAUGCGCCGGAGUUGGACAGGCAGUACACGACGUCAGUAUGUGACUCCAGUGCCCCCGGUCAGGUGGUUCAGGUUUUACGAGCCAUCGACAGAGAUCAAGGAGGACAGGACGCCCCGGUUCACUUCAGCAUCCCUCCAGAGUCCAGCUCUGCCCUCAACCUCUCCAUCAGAGAAAGCGGAGGUGUGACAGCCAGCCUGGUGCUCCAGACAGCCUUAGAGCCCCUGCCUGGCUUCUCCUCAUCUUUACUCACCCUUUACGUACCAGUUGUGCUGCGUGACGGGGCCUCGGGUCUAACCAACACUGGCACAGUCACCGUGACUAUUUGUCCCUGUUUGCGGGGGGGCAUGCAGACUGAGGACAGGGGCAGACAGAGGGACAGGAGAUGGGAGAGACAUAUGGUUUGUCUUCCCGUGCCAUCCGCCUCUCCGUCUCUUAUAUUCAGUUUGGUGACAUUACUGGCCAUGCUGGCCUGUGUCACAACUCUUCUGGUGGUGUGUGCACUCUCGCUGUCAUUGCGCCAUCAGAAACGAGACUCCCACUCAACCUUCGAGGAAGAUGAUGUCAGGGAGAACAUCAUAUCGUAUGACGAUGAGGGGGGAGGGGAAGCAGAUACCGCAGCUUUUGACAUUACAGCGCUGCAGAGCAUGCACAGAAUACAGCACAUGCACAACAACCGAACCAUAUGGUACACCCAGCAAAAUCUGCCAAGGGCCAGGACGUACAGCUGGAGUCGUCACCCACGCCCGGGCCUGGACCCUCAGCAACGUCCGGGCUCCGCUCCGCUCUACGGGCGCUUCUGCUACGGCCUCCACACACUGCCUGUUCUCAGAGAUUAUCCAGCCGGGCCACUGGAGGCAGGUCUGCAGCUAACUCAGCUGACCCACGGGCUCACCAGAGGUCAUUUCAGCAAUUCCCUCAUCAUCCAGAACCAGAACACCUUUGAGCCUGUGCUGCACUCUCCUGAGAUGAGCACCAGUAGUUUCGAAGCAGAAGGCAUGGUGAAAAGCAAAAUUACAGAGCGAAAUGAAGGCAGUGAAGCAAUCGCAGCUGGCACAAAGGAGAAUCAGGAUCCAGCUAAGACAAAAUCAACAGAACCAGAGUCAACACCAAUCACCAGCAUGGCCGCAGAUUCGACCUACUGUGACCCAAAUGAGUCUUCAUGCCAAAGUCACACCAGCUUCUCAUCAAACCAACAAGAGGGGCGACCGGGGUCAUCCCAGACUCAAAUCAGCACUGGAGCCACGAGCUGCACCGUAGAUGACAUUGAUACUGAUUCUUCUAUUCCCUCCAUUUCCGAGCAAAAUUAUUCAAACAGCAGUCAAAUGAGCUCUGUAAACACUCCUGUGUACCUGAAAGGAGACACAUACAGCAUUGUGGGCUCGCUGAACCCAAACAGCCGAGGGACGUGUAUGAAUGGGACUAACAGCAGCGGGCUGUACCCAGCGGGAGUGCAGCUACUGAACAUGUGUGGACUCCAGGGAAAGGAUUUGACCCCACAGUCUUUGCCCUUACCUGAGGGGAUGUUUGGCAACAGCAGAGGCUGGGCAAGUGGGGCGGAGCCGGCGAGAACAGAAACGACCAACCCGCAGCCUCUCAGGAUGGAGGAGCUCUUGAAUAUUCGUCUGGACCAGGUCACCUUUGACCUGUCACAGCCACCCUAUGACUCACUGCAGACUUACGAGUUUGAGGGCCGUGAUUCAAGGGCCGAGUCGCUGAGUUCACUGGAGAGCGAUGGAGAAAAGGAUGAUGGGAGGGUGGUGGGAGGGAUAGAGGAGCUAAACCAGAAGUUUCAGAGGCUGGUGGAGAUUAUCCGAGAGAGGAAGAGGGAAAAGGAAGGAGAAGGAGAAACGCGAGCGCCAGAGGGAGGCAAGACAGCAGAGACCACUCUCAGUGAGACUCAUAAACAAAGUGAGGACAAAGGAGCUAAACUACAGAGAUGGGAUUUCUAGACUCCAAUAAAAGAGAAGUUUCAGAGAGGAGAACUAUGUUGGCAGUGAUGGAUUUUAAACACAGCAGGGGUGGCAAAAUACACAGCCUCUGACAGAAAUCGUCUUGUUGUUUGCCCCCUGCCAGGAGGAAUCCAGGAGGCUGACAGUACAGUGAAGAUUUGUGGUGCAAUCAGUGCACAGCAUAUAGUUUUCACCUCCACUGAAUUUUAGCAAAUGCAUAUGGAACCUGUCACUUUUCACACUUCUCUUGUAACUGAUAUUAAUAAUGCACUUGGGCUUUCAAAGCUAACAUUAUGAAAAAUUUACUUUUAUGUAAAAUAUUGAUUCUAAGCCCUGAAAGCUGCAUUGUUAGAAAAUAGGCCUCAUCAAAUAUUGACCAGAAUUGUGACAUUUAAUAUUGAUCGUUUAAUAGGGGCACACGCUCUAGAUAAUCCCUGAAAUUUAUAAACAUUUGGAUGUGAAUUGGAGAAUUUUAAAACACGAGAAUUUUAAACAUGCCAUGUCACACACUGCCGCAUGUUUACAGAGCCUCUCCAAUGAGUCUAAUUGUAUCUUGUAGCUCUGCAGAGAGACUCCUGCAAGUAGUCACCAUUAUAGUAAAACCUGCUCACUAUGCAAUUUGCUCACAAUUAGAAAUAAUUAGACUGUCACUGUCAGACUUGUGUGUUGUUGUGAAAGUACAGUA
Molecule: messenger RNA, 5226 nt
Organism: Oreochromis aureus
Lineage: Eukaryota; Metazoa; Chordata; Actinopteri; Cichliformes; Cichlidae
Gene: cdh24a
Product: cadherin-24
Exons: 14
Coding region: 705-4541 (1278 amino acids)
Biological process (GO): homophilic cell-cell adhesion; cell-cell junction assembly; multicellular organism development
Cellular component (GO): plasma membrane; catenin complex; adherens junction
Molecular function (GO): cadherin binding; calcium ion binding
Source: RefSeq, a predicted model, not a curated record